Molecule: messenger RNA, 1725 nt
Organism: Papaver somniferum (opium poppy)
Lineage: Eukaryota; Viridiplantae; Streptophyta; Magnoliopsida; Ranunculales; Papaveraceae
Exons: 12
Coding region: 1-1725 (574 amino acids)
Source: RefSeq, a predicted model, not a curated record
AUGAUUGGAUUGGAAAUUGCACUUUUAAAAGUUGCUAUACCUCCAGGCGGUAUUGAUUUGGACCUGGGUAUUUUAGCAGGGGUAGUUAAGUGGGUUUUAGUGGCUUAUGGCAGGAAGUGUAGACGGGACAAGCAGUGGCAGCAGCUGGCUGAAAGGGAAGCCAUAAAUGGCUCAUUUCAGAACUGUGAGUGCAGCUGCCACAGGUGUCGCUGCCCAUUCAAGAAAGGUACUCUCGGUGACAGGGUUAUCCUAUUCUUGACAGACUAUGUUGGUACCUGGACCAUUGCCGAAGCUUAUAUAUUAUCUAUUCUUGCAGCUCAUUUCAUGGAUACUUCAGACACGGAGUCUGAUGGCGGGCUUCAAGAGUAUUCAGAUUCCCACAGCGAACAACAGUCAGUUUCCCACAGCGAACAAUCAGUUUCAAGUGAAGAUAACGUGGAUGCAAAUAAAGGAAAGCGGGGUAAGACAAGAUUACCAAAGCUUUUAAGGGAUACUAAUGGUGAAAGGCGGACUGUUACUUAUGAUGAAGCCAACCAAGCAACCGGUAAAAAUGGUUGCUUGCUCUCAAGUUACAUAGGCAGCGAAGUUGGUCCAAGUCUUGGACUGAAGUAUACCUGUUGGAAAGAAGUUCCACCUGUAGUGAAGAAAAAGUUAUGGGAGGACGUAACGUUUAAGUUUGAUCUCGACGAAUCAAAGAGGAAAGAUGUAUUGAGACAAUUUUCUGACUUGUGGCGAGGAUGGAGGAAACGAACUGCUGCAAAGCAUGUUACCCCAUUCGAAAAAAGCCGAAAAAAGCUUAAGAAUGUUCCUUCAGAUUUAAGAGGUUUUGUAGAACAAGAAGAAUGGAAAGAGUUUGUAAAACGGAGAUUGAGCGACAAAGGCAAGGAGUUGUCUGAAAUUGGCAAAACGGUACAAGCUCACCACAAAUAUCCGCAUAGGAUGGGACGAAGGACCUAUGCUGGAUUAAAGGACAAACUGAAAAGAGAAGGAAAGUGGACAAGUGAUUCACCCCCUCCACGAGAAUUAUUAUGGAUACUUGCACGCCAAAAUGAAAAUGGGGAGUAUAAGACUGAUGAGAUUGGUGAAGUUGCUGCUCAAAUUGAUGACUGCUCGAAAAAGAUCAAAGAGGGUACAAUUGUCUGUGAAGGUAAGACAGAUGCCCUUGUAAAGAUUUUGGGUGAAGAACAUGGUGGAAGAGUAAGGGCUGCAGGUACAAGAGUGACCCAUAGUCAGUAUUUUGACACUCCUCGACAACGUGGAUCAUCAAAUAAAGAUAAUCUGAAUAAAAUCAGAGAACUGGAAGAGCAACUAAGAGUGAAAGAUGUGCAAGCAAGAAUAAGUGAAGAGAACUUGAGAAAAGAAUUCCAACAACAAUUGGAGGAACAGUCACUAGACACAGAGAGAAAAUUGCAGAAACAAUUCCUUCAGUUCAAAGAAUUAUUGGGCAAAUCCCAAUAUGAUACGAUUCAGCCACCUAUGAUGUCCUCAGAAAAUGUCCCUGCCUUAGGUGCUGAGGAUAAGGACUUAGCUGAAACUUGGGGGGAAGCUGUUCACGAUCCGAAAGGAAAGGCCCAAAAUAUUCGGAGACAUAAUGGGGCCAAAAGCUCUAAACUGGAUGCUAGAAAGACGUCUCAAGAAUUGAACAGUACAUCUAUCCCGGCCUCUCUUAAAGCGCCCGCCCAAGUACCUAAUCGAUGUCCUCAAAAAAAGUGGUUGCACAGGUGA